Molecule: messenger RNA, 2174 nt
Organism: Sceloporus undulatus (fence lizard)
Lineage: Eukaryota; Metazoa; Chordata; Lepidosauria; Squamata; Phrynosomatidae
Gene: TMEM248
Product: transmembrane protein 248
Source: RefSeq, a predicted model, not a curated record
ACCAUGAUUCCUAUUGUGGCCGCAGUGGAAGUCCCGGAGGGCCCGAGGGAGGCCUCCUCCUUCCGGGGAAGAGGCUCCUGGAGGAGACGGAGGGAAGGAAAGAAGCGUCGCGGGGAGCUGGGCCUGAGAGGCGCUUCUCUCAAGACUACUUCCUCCGCUUCCGCCGGGGAAAAGGGGCGGGGCGGUGGGCGUGUCCACCCAGCGCGACUACUCUCCCGGGGGGCGGGGCCUCGGGAGCGACGUCACUCACUCGGGGAGAUCCGCUUCCGGUAGCGGCGCAGGAAGCUUGUCCCCGCAGAGCCGCCGUCGUCGUCCAUCGAGGAAGAGGAAGAUGCGGCAUCGGCGGCGCUGAGGGCAGUGAGGUGGGCCCAGAUGCGGGCGACGGCGAUGCUGGGGGCCGGCAGCCCCCUGGAGAACCUUCGGUCCUUCGUGGGCAGCCGCCCUCCGCUGGUGGUCUUCAUGGUCAUCGCCAGCGCCGCCGCCGCCAUCGCCUUCCUCACCUUGGGCUACUUCUUCAAGAUCAAGGAGAUCAAGGCCCCGGAGAUGGCCGAGGACUGGAACACUUUCCUGCUGCGCUUCAACGACCUGGACUUCUGCGUCUCGGAGAACGAGACCCUGAAGCACCUGGCGGCCAACGAGACGGCGGCCGCCGCCGCUCCUGCGGACAGCGCCCCCAGCGGAGGCCCCCCCUUGCGGCCCUCGACGCCCCCCCCUCAGGCCCUGGAGGACCCCGGGCCCCUCAACACCUCCGUGGGCAUCACCCUCACCCUGGACCCCCUCAGGCCCUUCGGGGGCUUCUCCAGGAACGUCACCCACCUCCACUCCAGCGUCUUCGGGCACCAGCUCGGACUCUCAGGCAGAGAAGCCCAUGAGGAGAUCAACAUCACCUUCACUUUGCCGGCCGCCUGGAACUCGGAUGACUGCGUCCUGCAUGGCCACUGCGACCAAGUGGUCUUCACCACCUGCAUGACCAUCACAGCCGCAAGCAGCGUCUUUCCAGUCACAGUGCAGCCUCCCCACUGCGUCCCAGAGACCUACGUCAACGCCACCUUCUGGUACAAGGUCUUCACUACCGCCAGGGACUCCAACACGAAAUACGCCCAAGACUACAACCCCUUCUGGUGUUACAAAGGAGCCAUCGGCAAAGUCUAUCACGUGCUAAACCCCAAACUGACGGUCAUCGUCCCAGAUGACGACCGCUCUCUGAUCAACCUGCAUUUGAUGCAUACCAGCUACUUCCUCUUUGUGAUGGUCAUCACCUUGUUCUGCUACGCCGUCAUCAAAGGCCGGCCAAUCAAACUGCGGCAGAGCAGCUCGGACUUCUGCCCAGAAAAGGUUGCUUUCUCAGAAGCAUGAUGGGCUGCUGCCGCUGCUUCCUCCUGCAAGGACUGAGUCUGCGACCAUUGCCUGCCGAACCCAGAACCAGGGCCCCGAUUUGUUAUGAAUUACCUUGCAACGUUGGGUCACUCCAACCAAAGACGUUUCAAGUGCCUGUAACGGUUAUUGAUAUAAGGAUUCUGCUUGGAAGAGGAACCGGUGGGAGUCCGGUUCUCCCCCUUUUUGGUGCGGGAGUCUGGGCCGGAGAGAUUUGGGGCAGGGGAGGGUUGCCUUGGACAACCCAGGUGCCUUUUGCGAGUGUCUCUGAAUAUAAUAAGCACCUUAUCUUCCUCUUCCUUGUGGUCCGGCCGAAGCAGCUCCAAAGCCGCCGCUCUGCUCCACGAACCCGAGUGCGUUUUGUCACCGUCCGUUCCUUCUUCCUGUUUGCUCCCUGCUUGCCAAAAGAUACCCACCUUCCUAGGUUUUGUUUGAAAGAAACACCCAAGAUGUCCAUGUGAUUAAUUGGCUGUAGUUCGGAAAGACGAUGUGCUUGUAAUGUUAGAUUUAUUACUGUCCUUUAAGCAAGAGAGGCCCUGCCCCGCUCUAUGCUGCCUUGCCUGUCUGUGGAAGCGCCCGGCUCCUUGCUUGCGGCGGUGGAAGCCACAUCCCGGGCCUCAUGUGGGGCCCUUUCUGCCAGGAUGAAGCCCCAGGCCGAGCUGCGCAAGUGCGCAUGCGGAGGUGGGAGAGAGGCGUGCGCUGGGUCUCCGUCCAAGGCUGAUCCUUGGUAUGGGCCACCUGCAUUUUGGGCUGCUGUUGAUGUCCAUGGCCCUUGGGAAGUGAGGUCUCACCUGCCGCAU